Messenger RNA from Myotis davidii, 1525 nucleotides. RefSeq names its product spermatogenesis-associated protein 31A6-like. The record is from RefSeq and is a predicted model, not a curated record. Lineage: Eukaryota; Metazoa; Chordata; Mammalia; Chiroptera; Vespertilionidae.
CACCUUAGGCCUCAGGGCUUUGACCUGGGAGGGGCCAUGGACAGGGUGUGGCUAUGGCCCUGAGGUGAGGUUCAGAAGGAGCACUGGGAAGUCAGUGUCAGGGCCAUGGAGAGGACCCUGGGCCCCAGGUGCCCACCCCGCCCAGCCUGCCCGCCUGCUCCUGGCUGCAGCCUGUGCCCCCAUCUCCUGCAGCCACCUGGAGAGGCCCCCUGAACAGGGCAGCUUUCGUCAGUGCUCCCGUCAAGACCCCUCUGGUGAGUUCUGCAAAGCAGCGCCUGCUGGAGCCAAUAGGCCCUGUGGGGAGCUUGUGGAAGAUGCUGCUGCCACCAUGUCCUCCUCGGCUUCUCUGGCUCCUGUGACUGAGUGCCCAUUACCUCUGGCCUCCACCUUGUCACCAGGCCCUACCAACUCCUCAGUUUCCCUUCAUUCCCGCUCAUCCCUGAGUGCCUCUCGGCCACCAGAGCCUUUCCGUCCCCUGGAUGACCUUUCACCCCAGCCACUUGCACUUUCCUGUUCCCCUUCACUUCCCCCUGACUCAGGGGCCCACUCUCCACCUCCCACAGCCUCCUCUGCCUCCCCACCACCAGCCUCCACUCUGACUCUUCCCCAGUGUGACUCAGUGGCACUGACACUGGGCCCCACCCAGCAGAAUUCAUGUCCACACACACCUCAGACGGCUCCCACCCCAGCCAUCUCAGGCCUUGGCCUCUCAAACUGUCCCAUUUCAGCCCUGUCCUGGUGGCAGGUGGCUGCCAAAGCCUCAUGCCUCUCAGCCUCAUCACAGUGGGAGUCCCAGCAAGAGCGCCUGUCUCACCACCCACCGGAGGCCUCGUUCCAGGAAGACCCCACAGACAGACAGGCAGAGGCUGGGGGCCUCUCUUCUCAGCUCCAGGUCUGGGGCCAUCUCCCAUCCUCUCUACCAAACCUACCACCUUCUCCACCUCAGAUGAGGGGCUGUGGAGUAUCAUGCCCGCCAGCCCAGAAUAAGCCACACUCUUUAAUCCCAGUUGAGAUUCAACAUCCAGAAAGGCCCUUGUUGCAGAAGCAAGUAGAAAGUGGGUGGGAUUUAUCCUCUGUAGUCAACAGAUCUCAGGAAGUCUUCAGUAUCUUCACUUCCAACCUUUCCAAGAACAGCAUCCUUCCUGAGAAUUUUCCAAUCAGUCCUGAGCCCCGGAAGCAGCUGGAGCCACAUCUCCAAAACUCACAUAUGCAACACAGGGAGACUCUGAGUGUGCAUGGACCCUGGCUUCCUGUCAACCACUCUUAUGCCAAGACUGACACUCACAUGGCAACCAAAACUCUGGGAAUCUUAAAUGGCUGGGAACCCUGCAUGAACGCCUCCCACGGGGCCUUCUUUCUCGAUACAGACAUUCAAAAGGUGCUAGAAGCACAUGUUACAAAGUUCUGGGUGAAGCACGGGUGGGGCCUGCCCCUCAAAGUCCUCAAGCCCAUGAGUCUCAUUAAGUUGAAAAGGGCUCAAGCCUCACCCAUUCUUGGGAUGAUAAUGGUCCAUAAAAUUAUAUAG